Messenger RNA from Humulus lupulus (European hop), 1698 nucleotides. RefSeq names its product monooxygenase 2-like. The transcript is spliced from 5 exons. Gene Ontology annotation, molecular function: FAD binding. NCBI's taxonomy places the organism in Eukaryota, Viridiplantae, Streptophyta, Magnoliopsida, Rosales, Cannabaceae. The record is from RefSeq and is a predicted model, not a curated record. The coding region runs from base 237 to 1481 and encodes 414 amino acids.
CUCUUGUUGCAGUUAACUUUUAUGUGUUGAAGUGCAACAUAAUAAUAGAAAAUUUUGGUCAAACAAGAAUCUUGUCUUCUUUUCAACAUUUUCCAAGAACGGACUUUGUUGUUUUUAUGAGGUCCUCGGGUAUAUUUUCGGCACGUAUUCAAUGACAGUUCGUGCAUAUAUAGACAUUGAUUAUAUUUACAUGCCACUCAUAUGUUUGUAGGAAAGACCAGGAGAGUGAGAGGGAAAUGGAAGUGGUGGAAGAUGUGGUUAUAGUGGGAGCAGGGAUUGCUGGAUUAGCGACUGCGGUAGCACUGACGAGAGUGGGGGUUAAGGCAUUGGUUUUGGAGAGAUCAGAUGGGCUUAGAGCCACAGGUGCAGCCUUGAUCCUUUCCCGUAAUGCUUGGCUUGCCCUUGAUGCCCUUGGUGUUUCUCACAAGCUCAACUUCAUGUAUCCCUUCAUCAAAGAGGCUUACAUAACCAAUUUGGAAAGUGGAGCAAUUCAAGAAAUUUCUGCCGCUAGAAGAGCCAGUGGCAAUGGUGGAACUAGAUCCAGAGCAGUACAUCGUAAAGCCUUACUUGAGACUCUAGCAGGCGAAUUGCCAACUAACUCGAUCCGUUUCUCUUCCAAGCUAACCGAAAUUGAAACAGAGUCACAUUUGAGUUCAUCAAUUGCUGUGGUUCAUUUGGAAGAUAGAACUGUCAUCAAAGCAAAGGUUCUGAUUGGUUGUGACGGGGUACACUCGAUGGUAGCGAGUUCAUUGGGAAUCGCAGCACCUAUCCAUUCGGGUCGUUCAGCAGUUCGUGGAUUGGCUGUGUUUCCUCAAGGUCAUUGCCUGAAAGAUGAAAUGCACCAGUUCAUAGGUACAGGAAGAAGGGCUGGUCUGGUUCCUGUUAAUGACAAAGAGAUUUAUUGGUUCUUUACAUGUGCAUCUCCCGAUAAAGAUCUCUUGUCAGGAGACCCAAGAGUAAUACAACGAGAAGUAAUUGAGAAGUAUGCCAAGGAUUUUCCCGAGCUGUAUCUCGACGUUGUUAAGCACACAGAUCUGUCGACAUUGACAUGGGCUCCAUUAAUGUUUAGAUAUCCAUGGAAUGUUGCAUUUGGGAACUUAAGCAAGCAGAACAUCACAGUGGCUGGCGAUGCAAUGCAUCCCAUGACGCCUGAUUUAGGACAAGGAGGUUGUGCAGCACUUGAAGAUGCUGUGGUCUUGGGAAGGCACAUUGCGACGUCAAUACUGCAGAAUGGAGGACUUGACCAUGCAAAAAUGGUUGAAACAUUAGCAAAUUACAUCGAGGAAAGAAGGUGGCGAGCAACUUGGUUGAUAACAUGGUCUUAUUUAACUGGGUGGGUACAAGAAGGAGGCUCUCUUUGGGGGUUGAAGUUCGUAAGGGAUGCCAUAUUUUAUGGAUUGAUUUUUAAAAAUAUUGGUAGUCUUAUGGAGUAUGAUUGUGGGAAACUGCCUAUUUUUCCUUUUUUGGAAGAAUCAGACUAGAUAAAGUAGAUACUGUCUUUAGAGCGAAUAAGGCUCCCCCAAAUUCUCUCUUGAACUCUUCAAAUAUUUUUCUACAUGUAUAAAUAGUAAAUAUAAUGGAGGGAAUUCUUUGAUGUUUAAAUAUAUGUGGCUUUUUUUGUAGUCUUUAGCACUUAGGUACUUAAUGUUUAUAUUUUUGCAUUUAAAUUUCUAUUUUUUUUUAAAUAAAGGAUACUUC